Guillardia theta CCMP2712 is the source of this 1722-nucleotide messenger RNA. RefSeq lists its product as hypothetical. The transcript has 10 exons. NCBI's taxonomy places the organism in Eukaryota, Cryptophyceae, Pyrenomonadales, Geminigeraceae. Bases 1 to 1722 code for a protein of 573 amino acids. The record is from RefSeq and is a predicted model, not a curated record.
AUGAAAGCGCAGUAUGCGGAGAAGAUGUCGGGGCUAGAGAAGGAGGCGGAGGAGCUUCGAGAGGCAAAAAGGGGGCUGGAGGAUCGCCUUCAGGAACUUGAGAAAGGCAGUGCUGGCGGUGGUUCCCAGGACGGGUCGACAGCUGGGUCAGACUCUCCAGCUGCUGUUGUUGAUGGGGAGAGGAUUUCACAGCUGGGAAUGAUGCUGGAGAGGGAGAAGGAGGAUAAGAUGCGGGCUGUGCAGAAGCUUCAGGAGCUCAACAUGGCAAGGAUGAAGCUGCAGGAAGAGCACGAGAAGCUGAAAGAGCAGCUCGAGGAGCUGAAGGUGAAGAGUUCGGAGGCAGAUCCGACGGUAGCCAAGGGAUCCUCAUCACAGAACGAAAAGACAAGUGGAAAGCACCGCCUGCAAAUGGAGAAGGACGCUGCGGACUCGGCGUCUCGCAUUGAGAUCGAGCAGGUCAAGGAGAAGUCGAAAGAUUUUCUUAAGAAGGCUGUUGACUCCAAGAAAGUGCUAGAGAACAAGAUCAAGGAGAUGAAAGACAAGCAGCUUGCCUCAGAUGCGUUGGUCACUGAACUGCAGAACACCAUCCAAGGCCUUCAGAUCCGUCUGGGGAUCUUGAAUCCCUCCGGAGACCCAUUGCUCAGGCCUCUCGAUGAAGAGCUCAGUCCGGACGUCGGUCGUGCUGAAACAGCGCGCGCAAAGUUUCAGAGCAGCUUGCAAGGAGGCGGGGAGAAGGAUGGGGCCCUGGAGGGAGUUGAAGAGAGGUCCUCGGAGCUGGUAAGGCUGACAGCUCGACUGGAUGCCAGGACGAACGAGCUGGAUAGAAUGAAAAGUGACAUGGAGGUGAUGCGGAAAGGGAAUGAGGAACUUCAACGAGAGAACAAGAGGCUUUCAGAUCAGAUCCAAAACCAGCAAGAACUGCACUCGGCUGAGGUCCAAGAACUUCAGAGACAGGUUGAGGUGCUUCGAACAGCCAAAUCCCACGCUGAGAGUGCGAUGAGAAAGAGCAUGGAGGGCGAAAUCUUCGACCUGAGAGACAAAGUUUCAAACCUGCAGGACGCGCUCAACAAAGCUCAGCAUGUGGAGCACAUGUUGAGGGAGGAGGAGCGGCUGCUGCGCAAGCAGAUCGAGUCGUUACACCUGCAACUGAACGAGUUCGACUAUCGGAGGGGAGACGCUGCGAUGGACAGCAAUGACUAUCGCUUCUCCAACAGGUUCGGGGCGCAGGAGGGGAUGCAAGUCAUCGUAGCUCAAGCAGAAGGUCCCGCGUUGGAGAGGGAGGAGGAGGACCGGGCAAGAGCGAGCAAGCAAGAGGAUGGGGAGGGGGAGGUGAGGAGGACCGAGGUCUCCGACCCCAAGGAGGGGCAGGCUGUUCAGACGCCUGGAAGUCUAAUCAUGGAGGAAUCGAUCUUUACACUGAAGAGCCCAGCGACCAAACGGGCGUCCUCGUCAGACUCGGGCAAGGAGAACUUGGGUGAGGCUGCGGGAGACGGGAAGGACCAGGAGGUCACGUCGGUGUUCUCGGGGCACGUGGAGAAGUGGGACAACGAGGCUGACAAGCUGAGGUCUAUCUUGAGCGAGAGCGGGGAAGAUACGAACAAUGCAGUUCCGGACUUGAAGAGCGCCGUCCAGCAGGCAGUGCAGCAGGCACUGGCGGAAGCUGAGGAGAGGAUGGAGGACGAGAGGAGGCAAGAGAAAAACGUUGCUGCUCUGACUCUCUGA